AUGUGGAGAGCAGUAUCUGAUGCUCUUCCUACUUGCCUCCAGCUAGUUACUAAGUGUGUAAGUAUUUCCCCAACUUGUCCUGUUUGCCUUCAACAUGUCGAGACAGCUUCUCAUAUUCUUCUCAGCUGUCGUCUUGCUUUAAGUUGUUGGCACAAAGCUGAUUUGAUCCCUCACGCUGAUUCGAAUGGUACUAUUGGACACUGGCUUGACAGUGUGUUUAAUAGAUAUGAUGAUGAUGAUGUUAUUUGCUGUGAGGUUAUGAUUUGUUGGGCUCUUUGGAAAGCAAGAAACACCUUAGUUUGGGAUAAAAAAGCUUCCUCUUCUACUCAAAUACUCACUUCAGCUUGGGUUACUCUUGAUCAUUGGCAAAAAGCUCAAGAUAAAACAUGUUUAUUAUCAUCCUCUCUUUUGCAUGAUGGUAGUAACAUUAAGCAAUGGACGACACCUGCUUCUAAUACGGUUAAAAUCAAUGUCGACGGUGCAAUAUUUGAGAAGGAAAAUUUCCUAUGGGUUUGGUGCGGUUGCACGUGA
Cannabis sativa is the source of this 531-nucleotide messenger RNA. RefSeq lists its product as uncharacterized. NCBI's taxonomy places the organism in Eukaryota, Viridiplantae, Streptophyta, Magnoliopsida, Rosales, Cannabaceae. The transcript has a single exon. The coding region runs from base 1 to 531 and encodes 176 amino acids. The record is from RefSeq and is a predicted model, not a curated record.